CUGGGGAGCGAAAGGGCCGGGAGGUGGUGGGUGCUGGGAUGGCGGAGCAGAGGCGAAGGCUGGUGCGGCUGGCGGUGCUGGAGGAUCUGCGGGCCUCUUACGGAAUUAAGGUGAAGAGUGGGAGCUGCCUGGAGGCGGCCGUGCAACCCAGAGCGGCGUCUGCGGAGGGUAAAAUCUUUGGAAUAUCUUUUCAUGCAUUACCGCAAUCACUUGUGCCAGAAUAUGGUUAUAUUCCAAGCUUUCUUGUUGAUUCUUGUAAGUAUUUGGAAGAACACAUUCAGACUGAGGGACUCUUCAGAAAGUCUGGAUCUCUUGCUCGUUUAAAAGCUUUAAAGAGUAAACUGGAUCAAGGUGAAAACUGCCUCUCAGCUGCACUGCCAUGUGAUGUUGCAGGGCUUCUUAAACAGUUCUUUAGAGAGCUGCCAGAACCCAUCCUUCCACCUCACCUGCAGGAAGGCCUGUUCAAAGCUCAGCAGCUAGGAAAUGAGAAGAAAACUGCAACUGUGUUGCUGUCAUGUUUGAUGGCUGACAGAACAAUCCAAGCUUUGAGAUACUUUUUCAACUUUCUGAGAACUGUGUCCCUAAGAUCCAAAGAAAACAGAAUGGAUAGCAGUAAUCUGGCAGUGAUUUUUGCUCCCAACCUCUUGCACUCAAAUGAAAAUGAAAAGAUGUCAGCCAGUACAGAAAAAAGAAUUCGCUUGCAAGCUGCUGUUGUGCAAACACUUAUUGACCAUGCAUCGGAAAUCGGGCAAGUACCAGAAUUCAUCUUGGAAAAGAUUCCUGCAGUCUUAGGUGUUGAUUCCUUUCGAUCUACUCCCUCACUGUGGGGCCAUGAAGAUGGUGAAAAUGAAUCUCCUAGUGAAUGCAAGAAGAGGAGGCACCAAAGUGUUGGGGAUAUUGUUAGUGGUGCAUUGAAUAAAUUUAAAUCUAACAGAACACCAUCCACUACACCACAACAAGACAGAAGCGUCCUUUCAUCUGUGACUCCGGUGGUUCUUACUCCAAGUACCAAACGUAAACUUCCAUCUGACUGCCCUCAGGGCUUGUCCAGCAAGAAGAGACGAUCUUUAAAGCAUAGUUUUGCUUUUGAGUUGUUACCAAGUAGCAUUUUCACCAGCAGCUCGACACCAGCAUCAGUUCAUUCUGAAGCAAGCCCAUGUGUGUGUCUUGAGUCAUCACAAGUCUCACUGUCUCCUUCAACUGCUGGUGAAAAUCAAUUGUCUAGUACAGGGAACAGAAGAAGUAAAAGACAUGCAAGCAAAAAAUUAUACAGGGCUGAAUCAGGAAAGACAGGUUGUUUUUCUCCAAAGAUUAGCCGAAAAGAAAUGGUUCGUAGGUCGUUACGCUUGAAGUUUGGUUUGGGAAAAAGCAACAGAGAAAUGAAUAUUGUAUCAGGAUGUGCAGUUGGUAAUAGAUCUGAAAAUAUUGGAAGGCGUCUUGCAAGUCAACAAGGUUUGGAAAACAGAACUGAAUGCGCAAAAAAAGAUGUACUCUUCAGCCCAUGUGUCAGUGAAAAAUUCCCUAAGAAAGGUUCAAAGAAUGUGAGCAAGUCAGAAGAAAACUUGCUAACUCCAAAAUGUCACAAUAAAGUAGUUAAUCGAAUGUCGUGGAAUAGUCCUACUGUUGCAGAUUCUCAGGUGAUCAGCAGGAAUGAGGAGAUUCUGCCAGGACACCCUAAAACGGGAAUCAGUUCUUCAGAAUCCGUUUUGGUAUUUGGAAAGCCACCAUUAAUUUCAGAUGAAUUCAAAUUCACAGCUGCAAGCAAACAAGACAACAGCUUGCAACUUAGUGAAGAGGAAAGUAAUUUGACUGCAGAAACACUGCUGAAAGUAAAGCAAGCUUUCUCUGCAUCUGGAAGUAAUUUUCACAAUUUGAGGGGUGAUACAAAGUCUUCCUUCUCAGAUGCAGCAGAUGAAACUUUAAAGGAAACCUUGUGUGUCAGUGGGAUCAGUCCAAAGAAAGAAUCGUUAGCAGAAGAAGUUUCUGAACAUCUAGCGAAUACAAAAUCCAGAGAGAUGUCCCACCAAUUUAGUCAAUCUUAUGCUGUUGAUAAACACCAGUCAAAAAAAGAUGAAAUUAAACUUUUGGGAGAAAGAAGCUUCACAACUUCUAUUGAGAUUGAACUUCAGGUCCUGAAGCCAGUUAUAAAAAAUGUAACAGAACUUCCUGUUCCGCAAGUACCGGCCAGGGAAGACAAGUUGGCUGUUCAGAACAGUUCAUCAAAAGAUGACUUAAAUAAAUUAGAUUCCUUUGGAAGAAAAGAGGAAACAGAAUUAAUGCACUCACAAACAGCUGAAAACUGUAUGCUAAAAUGCUGUAAUGUGGAAGAAGGUACUGCUAAAUUUCCUAUGGCUGGACAGCUUCCUAUUUCAGAGUUACGUAAAUUGCAAACUGAAGUAGGCAACCAGUACUUGCAAGCUGAAAAUUCUGAUAAAACUUUAACUAAGCCAUCAACUGUUUCUGACCAUGGAAAGGUUUCUGACCACAUACAAUGGUUCAACAAGCUUUCAUUAAAUGAUCAGAGUUCUGCAAGCAAAACUAAACCACCUCUUAAGUUUCAACGUACUCCUGUUAGGCAGUCUGUAAGAAGAAUCAAUUCCUUAUUGGAGGCUAACAGACGAUCUGUAAGCUCUCAGCUGCUUAAAGCGAGUGAGGUUGGUUCACCACUUGUUAAGUCUUUGAGUUAUGAUUCUGCACUAUUGUCCUGCACAGAAAAGCCCUCAAAAGAUUCUUUGGCUUUGCUACUCAGGAGUGAAAGUACAUAUGACCAAGUUUGUGUAUCGCGUAAGCAGCUAGACUUAACAUCCAAAUCAUGUGGCAGGCUGUUAAAUCCAUCAGACAAUCCUGAUGUUUCUGUCAGAACUGCUGGAAUCCAUGAACAGAAAGUGACUGUUCAUCCAUCAAAGCCUGUUCUAGAGGAUCUAACCAAUCAGAGACCAGUGAAAUCCAGUUUAAAAGGUAAUGCAAAUAUAAAUAUUCCAGAAAAAUCUACAAUCGCAAGAGGUGCUCCAGGAAAAGAAAGAGUUUGUUACAGAGGCUCUCCAAAGAAUCCGAUAUCUAAAGUGAAACUGCUACCAGCUGCAAAACCUAUAGACUUGUGAGAUCAAAUAUGAUGGUUAAUUUGGCUUAUUGUAACUUGGUUAACCUCUGGAAAAUCUAAAUUUGUAUGAUUAAUGUUUUAGCUCUAUUUGUUGGUGGGGUUUUUUUGGU
Neopsephotus bourkii (Bourke's parrot) is the source of this 3210-nucleotide messenger RNA. It is a transcript of the gene ARHGAP11A, whose product is annotated as Rho GTPase activating protein 11A. The coding region runs from base 39 to 3101 and encodes 1020 amino acids. Lineage: Eukaryota; Metazoa; Chordata; Aves; Psittaciformes; Psittacidae. Gene Ontology annotation, biological process: signal transduction. The record is from RefSeq and is a predicted model, not a curated record. The transcript has 12 exons.